This is a messenger RNA of Tinamus guttatus (white-throated tinamou), 2565 nucleotides long. The record is from RefSeq and is a predicted model, not a curated record. NCBI's taxonomy places the organism in Eukaryota, Metazoa, Chordata, Aves, Tinamiformes, Tinamidae.
GUACAACCUCAUGGUCACUUUCUUUCCAACCUUCAGGCAGACCUGGCCAACCAGUACCUGAAAGCUGGCAUGAAGAACGUGGGCACCGUGUUCCUGAUGACUGAUGCACAGGUGGCUGAUGAGAGGUUCUUGGUGCUGGUAAAUGACUUAUUAGCAUCAGGUGAAAUCCCCGAUCUCUUCGCUGAUGAUGAGGUGGAAAACAUCAUCAAUGGUGUGAGGAAUGAAGUCAAGGGUCAGGGCUUGGUGGACUCCCGGGAAACUUGUUGGAAGUUCUUCACAGAUCGUGUUCGGCGACAGCUGAAGGUUGCGCUGUGUUUCUCACCGGUCGGUAACAAGCUGAGGGUCCGUAGCAGGAAGUUCCCUGCCAUUGUGAACUGCACCGCGAUAGACUGGUUCCACGAAUGGCCUCGGGAGGCUCUGGAAUCAGUCAGCCUGCGCUUCCUGCAAGAAACGGGUAACAUUGAGGUUUCAGUGAAAGAGUCAAUAAGCAAAUUCAUGGCCUAUGUCCAUACGAGUGUCAAUGAGAUAUCCCGAUUGUAUCUGAGCAACGAGCGCCGAUACAACUACACCACUCCCAAGUCAUUCCUUGAGCAGAUCAAACUCUAUCAGAAUUUGCUAUUGAAAAAGGGCAAGGAUUUAACAGCUAAAAUGGAGCGACUAGAGAAUGGCCUGCAGAAACUCAAUAGCACAUCUACACAGGUAGAUGACCUGAAAGCCAAGCUGGCAGCCCAAGAAGUAGACCUGAAGCAGAAGAACGAUGAUGCUGACAAGCUGAUCCAGGUGGUGGGAGUGGAGACGGAAAAGGUGAGCAGGGAGAAGGCAGUUGCUGACGAGGAGGAGCAGAAAGUGGCGCUGAUCACUCAGGAGGUCCAGCAGAAGCAGAAGGACUGCGAGGAGGACCUGGCCAAAGCUGAGCCUGCCCUUGCAGCAGCUCAGGCAGCUCUGAACACCCUCAACAAGAAGAACCUGACGGAGCUGAGGUCCUUUGGAUCACCCCCUUCUGCCGUUAGCAAUGUCACUGCAGCUGUGAUGGUGCUGAUGGCCCCUUCUGGAAAGAUUCCCAAGGACAGGAGCUGGAAAGCAGCCAGAGUUACCAUGGCCCGAGUGGACGGCUUCUUAGAUGCCUUAAUCAAGUUUAACAAGGAGAAUAUCCACGAGAACUGCCUCAAGGCCCUGCAGCCAUAUUUGCAGGAUCCCCAGUUCCAACCCGAACUCGUGGCCACCAAGUCCUAUGCGGCCGCCGGCCUCUGCUCCUGGGUCAUCAACAUAGUGCGUUUCCAUGAGGUCUUCUGUGAGGUGGAGCCCAAGCGGCAGGCGCUGAGCAAGGCCAACGCGGAGCUGGCGGCUGCCCAGGACAAGCUGGCCAACGUCAAAGCCAAAAUUGCUCGCCUCAAUGAAAACCUGAGAAAGCUCACAGCCAAGUUUGAGAAGGCCACUUCAGACAAACUCAAAUGUCAGCAAGAAGCUGAAGCUACAGCCUGUACCAUCUCCCUUGCAAAUCGUCUGGUCAGGGGACUGGCUUCUGAGAAUGUGAGAUGGGCUGAAGCCAUAAAGGAUUUCAAACGGCAGCAGAGCACCUUGUGUGGGGAUGUCUUACUGGUUACGGCCUUCGUCUCCUACCUGGGAUACUUCACCAAGAAAUACAGGCAAGAUCUCAUGGAUGGACUCUGGAAGCCCUAUUUGCACCAGCUGAAAAUCCCAAUCCCUGUCACUCCGUCUUUGGACCCUCUGAGCAUGCUGACAGACGAUGCUGAUGUAGCAGCUUGGCAGAACGAGGGCCUGCCAGCUGAUCGGAUGUCCACAGAAAAUGCCACCAUCCUCACAAACUGUGAACGCUGGCCACUCAUGGUGGAUCCUCAGCUCCAGGGUAUCAAAUGGAUCAAAACCAAGUAUGGUGAAGAUCUCCGAGUGAUCCGAAUUGGGCAGAAGGGGUAUUUGGACACGAUGGAACGAGCUGUUGCUGCAGGAGAAUUGGUUUUGAUUGAAAACCUGGAGGAAUUUGUGGAUCCAGUUUUGGGGCCCUUACUGGGUCGAGAAACGAUCAAGAAAGGAAGAUACAUUAAGAUUGGAGACAAGGAGUGUGACUUCAACCCCGCUUUCCGUCUGAUCCUUCAUACCAAGCUGGCAAACCCCCAUUUCCAACCCGAGAUGCAGGCCCAGUGCACCCUGAUCAACUUCACCGUCACGCGCGAUGGCCUGGAGGACCAGCUGCUCGCAGCGGUGGUGAACCUGGAAAGGCCCGACUUGGAGCAGCUCAAGUCAGACCUUACAAAGCAACAGAACGGAUUCAAAAUCACCUUGAAAACGUUAGAGGACAACUUGCUCUCUCGGCUGUCAUCAGCAUCUGGGAACUUCCUGGGAGACACAGCGUUGGUGGAGAACUUGGAGAUCACUAAACAGACAGCUGCAGAAAUCGAAGAGAAGGUCCGGGAAUCCAAGGUGACAGAAACAAAGAUUAAUGAGGCCAGGGAGCACUACAGGCCUGCAGCGGCGCGGGCCUCCCUGCUGUACUUCACAAUGAACGACCUCCGCGCUAUCCACCCCAUGUACCAGUUCUCUCUGAAG